UCCAAGGCACUCGGUGUGUAUUCCUGAACGCCGCCUAAAAGCAUCGACAGGUGUCUCUUUUUUUUCUCUCUUCAAAUCAUAGAUGUGAACGAGGCAUAAAUAAGAGAACAUGAAAAGCAAGAUCUCACUUUCCGUAAUAAAUGCAUCGAAUUUUUAUUGCGUUUGUAAAAGAAAAGGAUUUAUCAUUAUAAACAAAUACCGAUAUUUCGAAUUUCGAUUACUGACGAAAAUAUGACGGAGCACACCGUCGAAAUUCCUACCGACGAAUUGUCGGAGUUGGAGGAGAAACAGAGAAUGAUCGAUAGAGCGCCUUUUGAUGGAUUAAAAAUUAAAGAUACCAGCACAUUAGAGCUGGUCCAAUUUAGAAGUACAUGCAAUUUGUGUCACAAGUCACGGAAAUUCUUCUGCUACUCCUGUUAUCAUCCUGUCAUCCCACGCUUAUAUUAUCCACAAGUGAAGCUACCAAUUAAAAUCGACAUUAUUAAGCAUUCUCGCGAGAUAGAUGGCAAAAGCACAGCUGUCCAUGCUGCAAUACUUGCGCCAACUGAUGUAAAAAUCUAUACGUAUCCGGAUUUUCCAGAGACAUUAAAUAAAGAAGAUACUGUAUUGGUUUUUCCUUGCAAAGAUAGCAUGAAGAAUUUAAGUGUUGAGGAUCUUUUUACAAGAGAAGAGAAAAAAUGCAAUGCCUCAGUGAAAACACCUGAGACUGUGUUUCCUAUAAAAAGAGCCAUUUUCAUUGAUAGCACAUGGCAACAAACAAAAUCAAUAUACAAAGACCAAAGAUUGAGAGAACUACCUUGUGUCAUAUUAAAGUCAAGGAUUUCUCAAUUUUGGCGUCAUCAAAAGAAAAGUCCGAGAUGGUAUUUAGCAACAAUUGAAGCAAUUCAUCAGUUUUUAGUGGAAUUACACACAUGUGCCCUUGGAGUGGAUGAAGAUUAUGAUAAGUUUGAUUCAUCGGUAACAAAUUAUUUAGACAAAGAUGUAAUCAAUAGUGAAGAGAUGAUGCAGAAGUACAAUGGACAGUAUGACAAUCUUUUAUACUUCUUUAAGUUUAUGUAUGACAAAAUUCAUUCCAUGUACAAUCACAAUAAGUUACAGGCUUAUAAAAGACCACUCGCAUAACCAUAUUUUUUUCUUGUAUUAAUAAGUUUGUUUGCAUUUAAUCAAAUACUAAUAAUAUUUACAUUAUGUAAAUAAUAAUAUUUACAUCUCUGCAAAACCUAUUCUAAAAAAUUGAGAUACAUUAUUCGCUUAUAAUUAUAUGAAGAAGAUAUUAAAUUCAAUGCAAUUUCACAAAAUUUUAAAGAACAGUUCUAAAUCAUAAUUGUGUAAAUAUUUCGAGAUUCUUAUUUUCUAAAAAUAUGUGACAAGAUAUGUAUUUUUUAAUAUUUGAAAAUAUGUUAUCACUUUUUCUUUUUGUAAUUAAAGAGCAAAGAAUGUAACAAAAAAUAAGGACAGUAUUUUUUAAAUAUUUUAUAUUAUAAUGUCAAACAUACUUUAUUCUUAUAGAAGAAUGUUAAAAACUUUUUAUAUUAUAUUAUUGUAAAUUAUAAACAUCAAAUACUUGUGUGUGUGUGUGUGUGUGUGUGUGUAUAUAUAUUGAAAUUUAAAUAUCUAUAUAUAUUUUAUAAUAUAGAUAAUACUAUUUUAUAUGUUGAAAUGUUAAACAUAUUUGGUCAAAUUGAUUUCCCAGGAAACAGAAAUGGAUUCAUAUGGUCAUUGCCGAAUCCAAACUCUUGAUUUUUUUAAUUCAUUUCAAUCCAAAAAACGUUUCCGUGAAUCCUGCAAUCCAUUUUAAUGUAUGACAUAGGGUUGAAAAGAUGUAAUUGUUAUUCUUUAAUCCAAAAUGUAUUCAAAUGAAUUAAAAUGGAUUACAUAUUUUCAUUCCAUUUAAAUUCAUUUCUACUUAUUGGGUUGUAACAUUUGUCUAUUGUCCUCUCUUAAUAAACUUCUUCCUUACAAUUUU
Solenopsis invicta (red fire ant) is the source of this 1966-nucleotide messenger RNA. RefSeq names its product tRNA-uridine aminocarboxypropyltransferase 1. The coding region runs from base 232 to 1122 and encodes 296 amino acids. NCBI's taxonomy places the organism in Eukaryota, Metazoa, Arthropoda, Insecta, Hymenoptera, Formicidae. Gene Ontology annotation, biological process: tRNA modification. Gene Ontology annotation, molecular function: tRNA-uridine aminocarboxypropyltransferase activity. Gene Ontology annotation, cellular component: nucleus. The transcript is spliced from 5 exons. The record is from RefSeq and is a predicted model, not a curated record.